AUGGCUGGUAAUUUUGACAAUAUUCUAAAAACUAUUCAAAAGAUAUGCUUGGCUCUAUCCUAUAUUUUGAAUAUUCAAUUAAUUUUCCUGAUUUUAUUCAAAUCUCCAAAAAGUUUUGGAUCUUAUCGAGUUUUGAUGAUUUACAUAUCAGUCACAAAUGUCAUCUACUCAAAUUCUAUUAUUUUUGUCUCACCAGUAAGUAUUCAACAGUUCAUUUAAUAGAUUCGUAUUUAUUUUUAGACAAUUCAUUCCUUUGAAUCAUCAUACGCGGCAUUCAUUAAUAUUAAUAAUACUUUGCUGAAAAAUCGCGAAGUUAUCAGAAUUCUUCUUGAUGCUUGGUGUGCCAUGUUUGGAACAUUUAUGGGAAUGUUUGCACUUCAAUAUAUUUAUCGAUAUUUUGUUAUAAUGAAUAAUACAAAAAUGUUGAACACUUUUAAUUCUUAUAAAAUCAUAAUUUGGAUGUCCCUUCCUCUAAUUUAUAUGACAGUUUGGGGUACCGUAUGCUAUUACUAUUUUGCUCCAAAUUCUGAAUUCACAGAAUAUUUAAGACAGAAUAUUUUGAAUGUAUACGGUUUUCAAAUGGACGAUGUGGUUUAUGUUGGUGUUCAUCUUUACUCAACGGAUAAAUAUGGGAAAACUAUCAUUGAUUGGGAUGCUAUCAUCGGUGUAAUUAUAAUUUGGGCUUUCCUAAUGUCUUCGUUGAUAAUUAUUAUAUAUUUUGGUGUCUCAUGUCAUUCUAAAAUUAAAAAGAAAUCAAACGCGGGUUCUCGAAAGAAUACUAAUUUUCAAAUGCGAGUUUUUACCUCGCUUGUUGUUCAAACUCUUGUUCCAGUUUUUCUAAUGCAUACACCCGUCUCAGUUAUAUUUCUUUUUGCAUUCUUACAAUUUGAUACUACGAUAUUAACAUUUCUGGUUGUGAUAGCGGUUGCUAUAUUUCCUGUUGUUAAUCCAAUUCCAAUAAUGUUGAUUAUUCCUGAUUAUCGUUUUGCUAUUUUCAAAUGUUGUCGAAGAGAUAUGAACCAAAAACAGAUAAAUUCAAUCACAGUACAUCAUUUAACUGCUCCGCCUUCGAAAAUUACCGCGAAUGAAGAUAACUCGUGA
This is a messenger RNA of Caenorhabditis angaria, 1101 nucleotides long. The record is from the annotation of a GenBank genome assembly. Lineage: Eukaryota; Metazoa; Nematoda; Chromadorea; Rhabditida; Rhabditidae.